This is a messenger RNA of Orbicella faveolata, 5285 nucleotides long. RefSeq names its product tRNA (guanine(26)-N(2))-dimethyltransferase-like. The record is from RefSeq and is a predicted model, not a curated record. NCBI's taxonomy places the organism in Eukaryota, Metazoa, Cnidaria, Anthozoa, Scleractinia, Merulinidae. Gene Ontology annotation, molecular function: metal ion binding; tRNA (guanine) methyltransferase activity; RNA binding. Gene Ontology annotation, biological process: tRNA N2-guanine methylation. Gene Ontology annotation, cellular component: nucleus.
AAUUUAACAUUCAGAGGUGGGCUGAUUUGGACAGGAUUUCUCUUGCGGCACUCUCAUGACGUCACAUACCUGAUGUCAGUAGUUUUAGGCCGCUUCCGAGUCACCUUUUGCCUCUGUGUCAAAACGAGUCUUCGUGGGAAACCAUUCGUAUGGAAAUUUGUUUCGCCUACAGGUUCAUUUUCAUUUUCAUAUGAAAGGUUUUGCACAAAGACUCGUUUUGAAACAGAGGCACAAGAUAACUCGGAAAUUGCGUUUUUGAGUAUGUCAUGUUUUACUUGAAAUUGGCUAAAAAAAGAGUACAAGAGCACAAACAUAGGGCGCUUUCAAUUCGAUGAAAAAUUACAGUUUGAAUUUCUGGAAAUUUCCAGUGACCAAUGGAACAGCAUUUUCAGGAAUUUCCAGAAUAGGGAAGAACCUUGGGAGAUACAACGAAAUUUUCGGAAAUUUCUUACCUGGAAUUUCUGUUCAAUUGAAUGGUUCGCUUUUCGAAAAUUCAGCAAUUCCUGAGUUUCUUGAAACUUUUGCAGGAAAUUUGCAUACCAUUUUCCCCCGCUUGUAAAUUUACGGUUGAAUGUAUGGAAAGCGUCCAUAGUUCCCCAAGUAAUGUUUCAAGGAAAUUCAAAUUCCUUACAAGAGCAAUAGGUAGCGACAGUCCUCUUUCGUCCGAACCAGAAGCUUAUCACUCGGAAAUUGAUAAGGUGAUAAGCUUCUGUCCGAACCUAUGGUUAAUUUAACUUUUCCUUUAGUCAAAUUUUUACCUCGCGCGAAAAACUCCCUGGCGUCCUCGCCCUUAGCGUCCGUGUCUGAAUUCAGCGAAAUAAGUGUAGGUAAUCAAAUGGUGACGAGUGAAAUAAGGAAAUAAUUGCACCCGCGUUUUGUCAAAAUUUCCCGAGUCUUUGAAAUUAUUUCCUAAUUUCACGAGUAUACCAUUUGAUUACGUUUUAAUAUUGUGGAUAACAAAUUACCCUUACGAUCGAGGGCUUUUGACUUGUUUACAGUAUCAAGAAAUUUCGGGUUAAACGUUGCCGUGGCAAUUUCAUAAUUUCAUAUGGGAAAUUAUAAGUUGGCGCUAAAAUUCCGUGCCAUGAUCUUCCGCGCUUCCAGAAUGAGCCUGGGGACUACGAGGGCAAUUAACGUGCGCUUAUAUGGCCCAGUACUAAGCUGACUCCCUUUGACUGAAGGCUCAGGCGAACAAAUCCAACAUGGCGGAGCACAUGAUGGCAUCUAUUGCGACGGCUAUUGCAAUUAUUGCAGAAGGAUGACUGCCUUAAAACAUUUUGUAGUUUUCUUCUGUUAGGAAUAUUUUGAGAGACAUUGCAGUUUUCCGGCGGAUAAGUGGAAGAUUAAAAAAUGUCUUCCAGUGGAGUUGGAAAUGGCGUCAAAGUAAUCGAGGGAAAAGCAGAAAUAUUAUUUCCUGAUUCAAAUUCUGUCUUCUACAACCCCGUUCAAGAAUUUAACAGAGACUUAAGUACAGCAGUGAUCAAGCUGUUUUCGCAGGAACUUUCAAGUGGCAGGAGGAAAUGUAAACUAAAGGAAAGAGCUGGUGUCAAGGAUGAAGUUGGCGUCGAAAGAAAUUCCAACGAGUGUUGCAAAGAAGAUUCUAAUCAUGAAGGUGUAAACAAGGGCUUGCAUACAGCAGAACCGAGUGGACAGAACGAACAACAAACAGAUGAUGAUGGAAUCACUAUUCUAGAAGGUUUGGCAGCAUCUGGUCUCCGCUCUGUGAGAUAUGCAUUGGAAAUAGCUGGUGUAAAGAAUAUAACUGCUAAUGAUAUCAGUGCUGAUGCCUACAAAAUGAUGCAGAAAAAUGUUGAGCAUAAUAAUGUGCAGGAUAUUGUGAAGCCAAGCCAAGAAGAUGCUGGAUUAUUAAUGUACAAACAUCGUCACCCGCCAUCAAGCCGCUUUGAUGCAAUUGAUCUUGAUCCUUAUGGGUCAGCAUCAACCUUUUUGGACAGUGCUGUGCAAGCUGUUUCUGAUGGUGGGAUUCUUCUAGUGACUUGCACCGACAUGGGAGUGUUGUGUGGGAAUCACAGUGAAGCUUGCUUUGGAAAAUAUGGCAGUAUGUCUUUAAAAGCAAAGUUCUGUCAUGAGAUGGCUUUGAGAUUGUUGCUAUUCUCUCUGGAAUCCCAUGCUAAUAGAUACAAGAGAUACAUCAAACCUCUUCUGAGCAUCAGUGUUGAUUUCUAUGUGCGUGUUUUUGUACAAGUUUUCACCAGUGCCUCAGAAGUCAAAAGGUCAGCAAGUAAACACAGUUUGGUUUUCUUGUGCACUGGGUGUGGGAGUUUUCAUUUUCAGCCAAUGGGGCGUCGUAUUGAGGAAGGCCUUAGUAAGAAGUACCCUCCAGCCCUGGGACCUCCUGUAGGACCCUUAUGUGACCAAUGUGGUGGAAAAUUUCACAUGGGAGGUCCCAUAUGGAAGGAGCCCAUUCACAACGCUGAAUUUAUAGAGAAACUAUUAAAGAGUGUAAAGGAACAACCUGGGUUGUUUGGGACAUCUGAGAGGAUAAUUGGAUUAUUGAGUGUCAUUCAAGAGGAGCUGGCAGACUGUCCACUGUACUACUCUGUGGACCACCUGUGUGGAGUACUUCAUUGUAACACACCCUCUCUGGUGCAGAUCAGAUCUGCAGUCAUAGAAGCUGGCUACAGAGCAUCCAGCUCACAUGCUUGUAAACAAGCACUCAAAACUGAUGCUCCUCAUAAUGUUGUAUGGGACAUCAUGAGAUGCUGGGAAAAACUUCACCCAGUGAAGAGAAAGAAUGUAAAUUCACCGGGUACAGCAAUUCUCAGCAAAGAACCUGUUAUUCAGGUGUCUUUUGAAGCCAAAUCAGGAGCAAACCCGGCUUCAAGACAGAAAAAACUUCUCAGGUACCAAGAAAAUCCUGAAGCCAACUGGGGACCUAAACCAAGGGCAAAAAGAAAGAAAGACAGUGAGACAGUUGAGGAAAAGAGGCAACGUUUACAAGGUCGGAAAGCAGAGGAAGAAGACAAAAAUUACUACAAACAAUUUCCUUGCAAGAGAUUUAAAAGUGGCAAGUGUGAUUAUGGCGAUGAUUGUAAAUAUUCUCAUGAUGUACAUCUGUACCUUGGAACACGUGACAAUCAGUGCACUGCACAGGAAGAAACUGAAGUUGAUCACAAGCAGGUACUGUCAUAAACAACUCGAUUGCUCAUGCUGGAAAUAUCAAACAAAGUGACCUGUGAAACCUCUAAAGGCUGAGUAAACCUGAAAAGUUUUGCGCAGCACCGAACAAAGAGAAAUGAUCUUGAGAUCGUGAUGCUCGUGGUGGAAUCCAGGCUUCUUCCUUACAUCUUAUAGAACUGGCCGAUUUCCGUUCCCUUCCUUUCAGUAAUCCUUCUCUGUCAAGUGAUCUCUCGUCACAAGCACACAGCUCAAUAUCAUAAAUCCAAGUAUAGACACCUCCUACACACACAACAUGAUCCUACAGCCGUGAAGUGCGCUUGUUUUUAUAUUUUUGAGUUCACAUUUAAGGUACUCUAAACUCAGUUCUUGUACUUCUGAAACAUUUGUUACUCACUGUAGUCUGAAGGACUGACUAGAGUAUAGAUAGGGACAGAGACAGUGAAACUACCCGCUAAAAUCCAAUAUAUUUUCAUUCAGACGUAUCAGGAUUGCUUGAAACAACUUAAAGGAUACUUAAGUCACGUUGUUUAUCCUUGUCCUUAAUCCAGUUUACAGACAGUGUAUUACGACGGCUUGCCGUAUCUUUUGUUAAACCAAUCUAGAGGUGGAAUGUUUGGAAACUCCAUGCCCACAGGGUGCGUCCAAAAUUUUUGCAGAACCUUUCGAUCAGGGUCAGUUCAGUUAGAAAAAAAAUCUCAAAUAAAAUAGAUUGCAAAGAACUUUUCCACGUUGUGUUGAUAAAGUGUAAUUUUCUGCUGCUGUCCUGGUGUUCCAUGCUUGUUUGCAGUAUAAACCUUGUUAAAGCUAUCGAAUAGAGCACUGUUUUCGACAGGUUUGCCACAGGUCAGGAAAUGGUCAGGGAAAUAAGGUCUUAAAAAGUCAGGGAAAAGUCAAGAAAUUUUAUUAGAGUCAAGGUAAAUUGACAUUUUGAAGAAAAAUCAGGGAAAAUUGGAACUAUAUGAUACUUUUGAAGGCUGGAAGAAAUAUUUGUGGUCACUGAUCUCAAUGAUGUUUUUCGGUUUUGAAGAGAGCCUCUUCCUGGCGUUCAGUUAGUCGGGACGCAGAGCGAAAAAUUAGGGGAGAAUCGCGCUGCACCAAGCCUCUCUCCUUUUUUCACUUCGCCGUUUUCUCGCGCUGCGCCUCAACUAACUGAACGCCUUGAAGAGACUGUAAUGAAGAAGGAAUAUUAGUUUAAAACGUAUCAGUCUUUAUGAUGAGGUGGAAAGGACGGCUAUUGAUCUUUUAGUAUCUUUGCGGUAUCUCAUUUGUUCAACAGCUGGCUUAUUAAUUCCGUUGUUUAAAUGUUUACAUUUUUCGUAAUUUUUAUACUUCAUAGAGAAGGUAGUUCUAUUAUAUUUAGACUGAGCGACUGUUUUUAUCAUUUAUAUUUAGACUAAAGAGUUAAAUAUCGCUUCAGGAUUACGCGACAUAGAAAAGACUAGCAUUAAACACAAACAAGAGUUAGUUUAUUUGAACUUUUAUAGAUUAAGCAAACAGUGUCAACACUUGCAACACGUAAAUGCUCUAAAUACUAAAAAAGUAGAUACUGUGAGCCAAAAGAGACUCCAGCCUACUAGCAAUUAUCAAGAUCAUAUUCCACUAUUAACCAUAUAUAACCAAAAUAUUCAAUUAUAAAAAUUUACUUUAUGCCACGGUAGCAGAAUUAUACAUUUACAGAUACCUGGGACAAAGAAUUCUUUAAUACAUGCUACAAAUGUCUGAAUACAAAAUUAAAGAGAUCUUAAAAUAAUUAUUAAUCCUGUAAGAUCUACACUGCAGAGGUCAAAAUAUGCUUUGAAAAUACCAUCAGUUAUAAAACCAGCAUGCAUCGUAAUAUGAGUUUUUUAAAAUUGCGCUUUAGUGAUAAAUACCGAUAAAUGUAUUUGUGAUGUUAUGUUCUGUAUUUCAUGAUACAUAAAAUGGUUACUUCCAAAUGUUAUUAAAAUAUGCAAAAUUUAAAAACAAAAUCAGUGAAACGUGUUUAUACUUAAACUAAGAAAAAUAGUUGUAAAAAAGUGAACAAAAAUCCUUUUUAGCCUGUUCCAAAGAUUCGUGUUCUUUUUCUCCCUGGGAGAUAAGAAUUUCUUCGUUCAUUCAAAGCACGAGAUGCUUAAUGCGAACCCAAACAAAUCAUUGGAAACUGG